Molecule: messenger RNA, 2538 nt
Organism: Cladophialophora yegresii CBS 114405
Lineage: Eukaryota; Fungi; Ascomycota; Eurotiomycetes; Chaetothyriales; Herpotrichiellaceae
Exons: 1
Coding region: 1-2538 (845 amino acids)
Biological process (GO): positive regulation of transcription by RNA polymerase II
Cellular component (GO): nucleus
Molecular function (GO): transcription cis-regulatory region binding; DNA-binding transcription factor activity, RNA polymerase II-specific; zinc ion binding
Source: RefSeq, a predicted model, not a curated record
AUGUCAGCCCCACAGGUUGAGCCUCAACGGGGACCUGCUGCGUCGCCGCCGAAUGCAGACAUUGGAAAUCCUCCGCGCAAGAGGAGGAAGCGCGCACCUGCUGCUGGAGCAGCGGCUGACUGCUUUACCUGCGCCAGUCGCUCGGUCAAGUGCGACCGACGAAGACCAUACUGCUCCCAAUGCUUGGAUGAUGGCAAAGACUGUGCAGGCUACAAGACGCAGUUGACCUGGGGCAAUGGCGUUGCAAGUCGAGGCAAGCUUCGGGGGUUGUCAUUGCCGAUUGCAGGCACUCAGAAACUCCCAAUGCCGACUUUCACUUCAGGCUCCAAGAGAAGACCGUCGCAGCAACAAUCGCCAGCUCAUUUACCGCAGCUGCAACCUCCCAUAGCGUCCUCCGAAGCGCGGACUGCUCCCGCCGCUCUUCGGUCUCCCGCUUCUGCCACUGGCAGCCACCAUGCCUUCCAGUACGAGCGAUCACGUCCCCCACCGCUAGUUACGACUCCUUAUCCAUCCAUAAGCACGGCAUGGGUCGCGCCGACCACAGCUGUCACCAUACAGUUAGAGCCAAGGGAAUCUACCUAUCCCACUCCUUCCUCUGCGAGCAUAACAUCUCCUCAGCACGGGCCUCCAUUGAGCGCUGGUUUAAACCCCAAUUCUAUGUUUGCCGGGUCCGGCAGCUUGACACCAACGCCAUAUACUGCUCCCAGCCCAGAGUCUGCAUACUUCGGGCGGGCGUUGAGCCACAGCGCCUCAAACGUCUCGGCGCCGCUAUCAUCUUAUCCCGUAUCACCUCAAAUCCAUUCUCCCUUUGAUCGGGUCUUUCCUGAUCACGGUCAGUUCCCUCCGUAUCACAGGCAGGACGAGUCAUACGUUCGUAACGAAGCUUAUGUUCAUCCUCGUACGCCUCAGCAAGUGGAACCAGCAGCCCGCCACGAAGUCUCGCAGUACGCCGAUGAGGAGGUGAAAGAGGUUCCCCGGAAUUCCUACGAGGACGAAUGUGCCAUCGUCGAAGAUGACUCUGUCAUUGGCUUUCCACAACUGUCGCUAAAUGGCUACGGUUUAUCGCUUACGCCGUUUGCAACCACGGGGUCGAUAGGGGCAACUCCACGGAUGCAGUUUCUUAUAAACUACUACGCCGAAGUCAUCUCUCCUGUCAUUGUCGCCUUCGAUGGUCCUUCGAAUCCUUAUCGAACACAAAUCCUGAGACUGGCCACGAAGAGCGAAACGCUCCAGCACGCUAUAGCUGCACUUGCUGCCAGUAACCUGCGACAGCGGCGGGAAACCGGGUUGUCUACAUGUAAGACUGAUCCUGCAAGGCGAUCGUCCAUAGCACAUUUGACUCUGACGCACGAGCCAUGGCAUGAGGCCGGCUUGUUGAGUCCGCAAGAGCAAGCACGAGAGGAAUCCCUGCACAAAACUGUGGCAAUCCAGUCGCUAAACAAGCAACUUGCCAACCCGGCCCUGCGAAAGGAUGACUCGACGCUGGCAACGCUGCUGAUAUUGUGCUUGUUCCACAUCUGUGACUCGGGUGUGGCCAAAUUUCAGACCCAAUUUGCUGGUGUUAAGAAGCUGCUGUGUCUCCGCAAAGAUGACCCAGCCUUCAAUACCAAAGAAGCAAAGUGGUUUACAAGGAUGUUUACUUGGUUCGAUGCAAUGACUGCAACGGUCAACGAUCGCGAAGGGCAACUUCAGGGCUAUCAUCUGGAUGUGUCCGCGCUUUCUGACGAGGAAUGGGCGCUGGAGAAUCUCGCUGGUUGCGAUGGCCAACUGUUCAAGACGAUCGCCAAACUUGGCAGGCUAAACGUGCUGAGCCAGGGGAAGUCUGUCGAAGAGACUAGUACCAUUGUUUCUCGGCCACCUCCUCAAGUGUCCUUAGCACCGAAUGUUGACUACACCAAGUUUGAUGGAAACGGUUGGAUGCGCUUGAUUGAGGACGAGGACCUGUUUACAACCAGAUCGGCAGCGCCUGAUAUGAACGCGCACUUUUGGCGAGAAUGGAGGGAGAUCCGUCAAGCCUUGAUGACCUGGAACCUCAACACAAGCGUGUUCGAUUCUUCAAGCCCCGAAGCGCCCUACCUCUCGUACGAACAACGUGUUGAUCUCAGCAACAUAUCCGAGUCAUUCAGGUAUUCCGCACUACUAUACACGGAGCGGUUGGCCAAUCCCAGCGUGCCCAGCACAGAUCCAGGUAUCAGGAACUGGGUGCAAGAGUGUCUCAAGUACAUCAACGCGGUCAAGUCCGAUGUGUACCUUCUCUGGCCUCUGUUCAUCACGGGCAGUGAAUGCGUGGAUGAUGAUGAUCGCGAAGUGAUACGGCAGCGAUGUCUCGAUAUACAAAAAGACAGCGGCUUCCUCAACAACAAGAGCUGUUUGGAGCUUUUGGAGAAAGUGUGGCGCAAAUAUGAUGACAAGGAGCGGAAAAGUCCUAAUGGCAGGAUGGGAAAUGACUCGAAUUAUCAUGACAAUGAAGAAACUGGGUUCCGGUUUGCUAGGGUUAUGAAGCUGGAAAAUAAUGAGGGCGAGUACAUUGUUGUUUGA